Venturia canescens is the source of this 1764-nucleotide messenger RNA. RefSeq names its product WD repeat-containing protein 18. The record is from RefSeq and is a predicted model, not a curated record. Lineage: Eukaryota; Metazoa; Arthropoda; Insecta; Hymenoptera; Ichneumonidae. Gene Ontology annotation, cellular component: nuclear pre-replicative complex. Gene Ontology annotation, biological process: DNA-templated DNA replication; rRNA processing. Bases 343 to 1623 code for a protein of 426 amino acids. Gene Ontology annotation, molecular function: protein binding. The transcript is spliced from 2 exons.
AUUAUUGUUUUUACGUUAUGAACGCGGUACAGGGUGUCAAUCGUUAAUUUUGCUUUUAUGUAAAUCAUCGCGAUGAAUGUGUACACCGAAUGUGUACACAAGAGGCGCUUUGGGCGGUCUCCUGGCCAUGCUUCACGUGUACUUUACAACUUGUUUUUCAUACCAUAACCUCAAAAACGACGCGAUAGACACCGUUUACCGGCAUUUUUCAUGUAAAAUACACUGGAAAAAAAGUAUCACGAGGAUCAAUUGGUCGUCAAGAGGUUGUGAAUACUGCCAAACAGUUUCAAAUCAAAGAAAGGAUCAAGUGUCUAAGGAGACUCGAAUGAAAUUUAUAAAAAGAUGAAAAACUCUAGAGAGGUUGUAGUGACAAGCGAUAGUUCUGGUGAAUCAUGGAGCGCAGCUGUAUGGGACCCUUUCACAGGAUCUUUACUGUCGACGUACAGAAAUGCGGCAGCUUUAGGACACCACACUCUUCAAAUAGUUGGAGACACGUUUGUCAUAGCUGCGGAUGUCACAAAGCCUCGCUUACACGUGUGGCCCCUGAAUAGUCAAUCUCCGGUGCCUAAUCUACGUCUGACGACUACAGGAAAAGUAAGCGCACUUGCGUGUACUCCGGAUGGUUCUUACAUCGCCGUAGCUAGCGGAGAAAAAAUUUUCAUCUGGCAGUUAACGAGUGGGAGAUUGCUGGGCAAGACAGCUAGACAUUAUCAGACAGUGACUUGUCUGAAGUUUGGUAAAGACGGUGCAAAUUUUGCAAGUGGCGGAGAAGACGGUCUCGUGUUUGUUUGGUCGUUGACAAGAAUUGCCAAUCAGCACGAACAAUCAGCACCGAUCCACAGUUUUUCUGACCAUUCUCUACCUGUUAAGGACUUGCAUUAUGGACAUUUUACUGCAAAUGCCAGAUUAAUCUCUGUAUCAUUGGAUCGUACAGCUCGAAUUUACGACACCAAUGCAGGCACGCUGUUGCUCACUCUGAUCUUCGAUGUUCCGCUGACUUCUGUGUGCACAGAUUUGUGCGAAAACGACCUUUAUGUUGGAUCUUCCAAUGGUUUGAUCAUGCGCUUCAACCUGCGUGAUCCACCCCGUGGCAUCGAAUACCAUGUGCCUGCUAGUUCGACUUCAGAGAAAUCGGAUAAUCCUGCCUAUCGUGGACACACUGGAGGCAUUACUGCGCUCUCCGUAUCCAGCGACUGUCGAACCCUUUUAUCCGGAUCAGCUGAUUGUUCUGUCAAUUUUUGGGACAUUCCCAGUCGACAAGUGAUCCGAACAUUGAACCACAAAGGGUCUAUUACAACUGCGGCUUUUGUACCGGCAUACGAAAAUUUUCGCGCGUCUACGCUUCGCCCGAAAAUUCAGAUACAUCCACUGCACAGGAUCUUCGAUGAGAGUGGCGCAGACAGUCUGCUUGAGAUUAUCAGCUCCCGAGAUGACUCCGAACUUUUGAAUCUCGAUGCUUAUUUGGACCGUAAUUACGAUGCUCAAGCUACCGGAAGCGAUGCUUGUCACGCCCUUGCCGAGGCUAGAAACGAAAUUGAGACACUUAAAGCUAAAAACUCCGAGCUCUAUAAAUACGCGGUCAAAGUUUUGAUCUCGAAAGAAGCGACGAAAAAGACUGAAUGAUUACCAAGUCUUUUCAUUGUUUUGUUAUUUUUUGGUAGAACUUAAGUAUUCGUUUUUUUCAUCGAAUUUUAUAGUCCUAUUCGAGCUAUUCUCGUGCCGAAUGAUUGAAUGAAUAAAGUUUACAGUUUUUUCGACACGAUA